Arachis stenosperma is the source of this 1185-nucleotide messenger RNA. RefSeq lists its product as uncharacterized. The transcript has 8 exons. Gene Ontology annotation, cellular component: membrane. Bases 56 to 1012 code for a protein of 318 amino acids. Lineage: Eukaryota; Viridiplantae; Streptophyta; Magnoliopsida; Fabales; Fabaceae. The record is from RefSeq and is a predicted model, not a curated record.
CAUGCUCACAAAACCAAGUCCUCUGAGUUGAAGAAAAUGCUUAUUCAUCAAAAAGAUGGCACUAGAGAUAGAAUGGUAUGACAUAGUGUGCUUUGGUAUUGUUUGUGUGGCCUUUGUAGGUGCAUUAUGGGUGCUGUGGAUGAAUGAAGGUGCCUCCAAUAGAGUUUUUGAGAGCAUGUAUGAGAGCCUUCUUGUGACUCAACCUGACAAUGAAGUUGUUGUGACCGUUUUGCCCUCUGGCCAUGUUAGCACCUCUCAGUUAUGGACCAGUUGUUGGGUUGGAUUGAACCCUUUCUGGCUCUUACUCACACGUUUCCUUUCGUUUGUGAUCAUGGUUCUUUUCUUAGCCUGGGAUGUUGUCACGUACGAUGCAACCAUCUUUGUUUACUACACUGAGUGGACUUUCACAUUGGUCAUCAUAUAUUUUGGGAUGGGGACCAUGGUUUCUGCACAUGGAUGUUGGAAUUUUUGUAGCAAAGCAACCAUUGACAGUGUGAAACAAACAAAUGGUUCUGUUAAGUUAGAAAGCCGCUAUGCAAAAGUGGAGUUUCAACAAAGAGCAGGUUUCUUGGGUUACCUAAUGCAAACCACAUAUCAGACAUGUGCAGGGGCUGUGAUCCUAACAGACGUUGUAUUUUGGGUUGUUAUAGUCCCAUUCUUAUCUAUAUCUCACUUAAGACUAAACAUGUUGAUGGGUUGCAUGCAUGCUUUAAAUGUAGUUUUCCUCUUCUUGGAUACAGCUCUGAAUAAUCUCCCAUUUCCUUGGUUUAGAUUCUCAUAUUUUGUAAUAUGGAGCUGUGGUUACAUUAUUUUCCAAUGGGCCAUCCACGCAUGUGGUUUUCCAUGGUGGCCAUACCCAUUUCUUGAGCUAAAUAACAAGUGGGCUCCUCUCUGGUAUUUUUGCUUGGCGGUAAUUCACAUACCCUGUUAUGGAGUGUAUUUCUUGAUUGUGAAAGCCAAAAAUACACUUCUUUCCAGAUUGUUCCCUCAUGCAUUCUUCAGGCCAAACUAGUUCGAUUAUAGUUGGGGAUCUUAUGCAAUCGACUCUUGCACAAGUAAACAUGAUAGGUGUUUCUUUCUUGCAAUUUAUUAUCAUGCAAAACUCACGAACACCUUUAGAGGAAAAAAUGGAUAUUAAAGUUGUAAUUUGAUAACUAUGGCUGGUUAAACACCUAUGAGGCAUGG